Molecule: messenger RNA, 1110 nt
Organism: Meira miltonrushii
Lineage: Eukaryota; Fungi; Basidiomycota; Exobasidiomycetes; Exobasidiales; Brachybasidiaceae
Product: aldolase
Exons: 1
Coding region: 1-924 (307 amino acids)
Biological process (GO): N-acetylneuraminate catabolic process
Cellular component (GO): cytosol
Molecular function (GO): N-acetylneuraminate lyase activity
Source: RefSeq, a predicted model, not a curated record
AUGGUUGAACGUUUAAAUGGUGUCGUGGCUGAUGUGCCUACACCGAGAAACAGGGAUGGCACAAUCAACUUGGAUAUCGUUCAAGUCAUCGUUGAUCGCAUGGUAAAUGCUGGCGUUAGUGCAAUCUUGGUGGUAGGUAAAGUAGGAGGAUUUGAAGAACCUGAUUGUGUGGACUUUGACUCAUCUGAGCAUAAAAAAGUCGUCAACGCAUAUCUAGAAGCCGCAAAGGGAAGAAUUCCAAUCAUCGCAGGUCUUCAUCCUGUUUUACACGACUUUAUCGAUGAAUGGUGUCAAGGCUAUGAAGCUUUAGGUUGCCAUGCUAUUAUGUUCAUGUUUGGAUCAAUCGGAUUGGAUUUCUUCGAAUCGCAUCAAGAGAUUGAAAAUAUGGACACUCCCCUGAUGUAUUGCUCGUGGAAUUUGCAAAGUGAAGGCAAGACAUUCAGUAGGUUUGAAGACGUGGCUUACGGCAAUGAUGCGACUGUCUUUGAUGAAAAUUAUCGAAUGGAUUUCACAACAAAGGCGCAAUCAGGAAUACGAUACAAAAAUCGAACUUUCAAUGGUACGGAUCUAUUAUGCUUCUCUGCUUUGGCAUUAGGAGCGCCAGGUAUAAUUUCUGGAAUGGCAGCAAUCCUACCACAACAUUGCGUCGAGCUGUAUCGAACAUUUACAAUCGAAAAAGAUUUGGAAAAAGCACGUAAGCAAUGGGAAUACUUAUGGAAGCUAGCGAAAUUCUUGGAAAGCGUCGAUUAUGCUGCAGGUGUCACAGCAGCCCUGCGAGCUAUUGGUAUCGAUACUGAACUAGACCGCGAAGUAGAUGAUGUAUUAGAUGUAGGCGAAAUGAAACGUUUACGCCUUAUCCUCGACAAGCGCACAACUUCCAAAUCUGACGAAGACUACGAUACUAGCACCAUCUCUGCUCUCUAAAAAGUCGUGCGAAGCUGUAAAUUACGAAGUAUGACCCAAUACAUAACUAGAAAACAAGCGUGUAUUCUUUCUUUCUUUCAAUCCACUUAGAGUUCCUUUGACCGUGAAGAUUAGGGCAGGUGUCUAUUCAGCAGUAAGGUAUGGCAGAGUUCAAAGGCCUCAUUCUUUGGAAAGAUUGACGUCAGU